This is a messenger RNA of Aureobasidium subglaciale EXF-2481, 1000 nucleotides long. RefSeq lists its product as uncharacterized. Gene Ontology annotation, cellular component: plasma membrane; fungal-type vacuole. The record is from RefSeq and is a predicted model, not a curated record. NCBI's taxonomy places the organism in Eukaryota, Fungi, Ascomycota, Dothideomycetes, Dothideales, Saccotheciaceae. The transcript has 3 exons. Bases 54 to 968 code for a protein of 304 amino acids.
GGCAUCUGUUUUCACGGAAAAAAGGCGUGCAAGUAAAGGAAGAAACAACAACAAUGGCUAUUGGAAGUACUGGCUGUGUGGCCUACGAUCCAAGGCAACGAUCAGCUUAUGGAUAUGUGCCUUCUCUCGCUGCUGGCAUUGUCUAUUGUGUACUCUUUGGACUCUCUGGGCUUGCGCACACUUUCCAGGCUAUUAGGACACGGGCACUCUGGAAUCUGGUCUUUGCUAUUGGAUGUUUGACCGAAGUUCUAGGCUGGGCUGCUCGCUCCUGGUCGAACCAAUGCCCCUACAACGCAAACGCCUUCCUGAUGCAAAUCUGCACCUUGAUUAUCGCACCCACAUUCUUCACAGCAGGCAUCUACGUAAUCCUCGGCCGCAUGAUCGCAAUCGCCGGCCCCGGAGUCUCCCCCAUCGGACCAACCUGGUACCUCUGGAUCUUCUGCACCAUCGACGUAAUCUCCCUCGUCGUCCAAGCCAUCGGUGGUGGAUCUGCCGCUGUGGCAUUCAACGCCGAACCACCCGGCAACACCAAAAUCGGCACCGACAUCAUGGUAGCGGGUAUUGAUUUCCAACUCGCUUCCGUAAUAAUCUUUAGCGUUCUCUUCUUUCUCUUUCUCUACAGAGCUGGUGUGAAGAGAAGUAUUCCGGCGUUUAGAGAUGAUGGGGAUAUGAAGUUGUUGGUGGCGGUGACGAGUCUUGCGAUUUUGCUGAUUGUCAUGAGGAGCAUUUAUCGUACUGUUGAGUUGGCUGGUGGAUGGACGGGUAGGGUUAUUGAGACUGAGAGGUACUUUGUUGCGUUGGAUGGUGCGCCGAUGGCUGCGUUGGUUAUCGCUUACAACAUUCUUCAUCCUGGAGUUUUGAUCAACCGGAUCAUCGCUCGCAACGGCAUUCAGAUGGCAGAGAAGCCGAGAAAGAGAAGAGGAAAGAAGGAGCAUGAGCAGCCAAUCUCGGAGGACUCUUCUGCUUGAAGAAGCAGCCGAGGACGAAAGCGCAAUACGAU